GGGAAACAAUCAACUGGAAAGUCCCUCCAGGGUCCUCUAGUGGUCUGGCAGCUUAUUUGCACGCCCCAUGAUAUCAUGCGACGCCGAAUUCCGCUGUGCCAGAUGAUGAUAAGGGAACAACGAUGAUCCGCGCCUUCAAACAGAGCUAAAAACCUUCUGCUAGCAAUGAAUUCCGCUCCAAAGAGCUUAUCAGCACGUGAUGCAGAAGCCUCCGCGGCACGCCCAGGCGAUGGCUGUCAGAUCUCGUCACCCUUUGAAUUCGGAGCUACCCAGGUUUGCACCGGUACAAAAUUGUGUGCCCUCCAGAGAUUUGUUUGUUGUUUGCUAUCGCCGUGUCUAUCUUUUGAUCGAAUCGUGUCUUGGGGCUUGAGCUUCCAUGUAAGAGCACAUCGGCUCAGCUGUGCCCAUAAGCUGUAAGUCGUUUCUUUCUUCUGCUUUCGCGCGACAAAAGAGAUCUAGCCGAACAAUCUCCUGAGCCGGCUGUGAGGUGUGGACGGGCAGACAUUAACAGAUUGCUGUUACUGUUCGCCGACGUGGUUCUCCAAGAGAGAGCACGUAAAUACUGCCUUCUUCUGCUCGACAUCGCCUUCAGCUCUCUCUCGUUUCGAAUUUUGCUAAUUAAAAUCCUUGUCGGCAGAUCAGCAUGAACAGCCAGAAUCUACACGGCCACGGCGGCAGCGCGCCGUACGACCGAGAUCGCGAUAUGGAUGAACGACAUCGCGCCAUCCAACAGCACGAAGAAAUGGCUCGCCGCGACCAAGAACGAGACAGAGAGCGCGAGCGAGAACGAGACAGCGAGCGUUACCCGCCGGCACCGCACCAGAGCAGCGCCGGCUCAAUUCCCAUUCACCAGCCGGUGGCCUCGCGGAUCUCCGGUGCUAUACACAGUCCCGGAGGGCUGCUCGCGAAUCAUAAUGGCAACGCGCCGCCCAUUCCGCUCGGCGCUCCGUCGGGACCGCUGGGUAACUUUGGCGGGCCUUUGCAGGGCGAGCAUGGACGGCCGAUGCAGCAUGGCGGACCGGGCGGUGCCAACGGGCAACACCAGAUGUUCGCAUCGAUUUCUCAUACACAACCACCUCCCAACGGCUCCCAGGCGGCGCCGGGCGGCGGUAUCUUUGGUGGGCCUUUACAGCCGCAACACCAACCAGAGGGAGGACGCGGAGGCCAACAGAAUGCGUCGAUGGUUGGCGUGGCUCCUGGUGGGCACCAGAUUCCCGGUGGCAUCACUCAGGGUCAGCAGCCUAUUCUGAAUGAUGCUCUCACCUAUCUCGACCAAGUCAAGGUGCAAUUUCACGACCAACCUGACGUUUACAACAGAUUCCUCGACAUUAUGAAAGAUUUCAAAAGCCAGGCUAUUGAUACACCCGGUGUUAUUAACCGUGUUUCUGAGCUGUUCGCUGGUCACCCAAAUCUGAUCCAAGGCUUCAAUACGUUUUUGCCUCCUGGAUAUAGAAUUGAGUGCGGAGCCGGCAAUGACCCGAAUACUAUCCGAGUCACUACCCCCAUGGGAACUACAGUCCAGUCUAUCGCUGGACGGGGACCACAGCCUGAAGGACAUGGACUUGCUGUUGGAGGCGGCCAGCCAUUAUUUCCUGAGCGCGGAAACCAAUGGCAACAAAGGCCUCAGCACAAUAUUGAGAGCCCAGAGGCUACCUUUAGUACUCCAGUGCAGAAUGGCGCAAAUCUGUUUGUCCAGGCAGCAACCCAAAGCGGCGCGUUUGAAGGUCCAGGAAGUCACCAGCAACGCAAUCCUUCCCAGAUGCAGGGAAAUGCAGGCCCGCCUAGCGGACCAAAUGCAAGGAAUGCCCACACUCCAUUGCCUACAUCUGGCCCUGGUGCAGCCAAUGGCGGUGCGGCUAACCCAGCAAAUAUGGAACGUCGUGGCCCUGUUGAGUUUAACCACGCUAUCAGCUAUGUAAACAAAAUCAAGAACCGCUUCCAGGAUAAGCCUGAGAUCUAUAAACAGUUUCUCGAAAUUCUACAGACUUACCAAAGAGAACAAAAGCCGAUACAAGAUGUCUAUGCUCAAGUGACUACUCUCUUCAACUCGGCACCUGAUCUCUUAGAGGACUUUAAGCAGUUUUUGCCAGAGUCUGCGGGCCAAGCCAGAGCACCGCCAGGCCGCCCAGAAGAUGGCACCGCUGCUGGAUCUGCACACACCCCUCAGCCAGGACUGAGAGAUGGACAGAAGAUGCCUCCUUUGGGAAGCUUUGCGCCACCAGUCAGCGCAGGCAAAGAUACCAAGAAGCGGCCACGCACUGACAAGCAGACCCCUACUCCUGGUGCUCUUCUCCCAGAACCUCCCGUUGCGACCCGAAUUCCUCCUCAAACUUUGAACGGUAGCAAGCGACCGAAGCUAAGCCAUGCCAGAGGCAGCGGAGACGCUGGUUCCAUCGAGCCUACCCUUACGCCUGUCAUGCCUGAGCCUUAUCCUCCUCGCUCUCCCGCUACAUCAAACCAGGAGGAAAUUGCCUUCUUUGAGAGGGUUAAGAAGUUCCUUAGCAAUCGGUCUGCGAUGAACGAGUUUCUCAAACUCUGCAACCUUUUUAGCCAAAAUAUCAUUGACAAGAACACUUUAUACCACAAAGGUGCUCUUUUCAUCAGCGCAAACCCAGAGCUGAUGACUUUUUGGAAAGCCUUUGUCGGCGUCGACUCUCAAGAUGUGGUUAUCGAUAAUAGACCAGCGCCGCCGCUAGAGAAGGUCUCUUUGAGCAAUUGUCGUGGCUACGGGCCUAGCUACAGGCUCCUCCCAAAGAGGGAACGACUCAAGCCUUGCAGUGGCCGCGAUGAGCUCUGCAACUCGGUUCUAAACGACGAGUGGGCUUCGCACCCGACUUGGGCCAGCGAGGAUUCCGGAUUUGUUGCUCAUCGCAAAAAUCAGUUUGAAGAGGGCCUUCACCGCAUCGAAGAGGAGCGCCAUGAUUACGAUUUUAACAUUGAAGCCAAUCUGAAAUGCAUUCAACUCCUGGAGCCUAUUGCUCAGCAGAUGCUUGCAAUGUCGCCAUCUGAAAGAGAGGCGUUCCACAUGCCCUCUGCUCUUGCCGGCCAAAGCACUUCCAUAUUCAAGCGCAUUUGCAAGAAGAUUUAUGGAGAGCGCGGCAUCGACGUUGUCAAUGACAUGUACACGCAUCCAUUUGAUGUGAUACCCGUACUCUUGGCUCGCAUGAAACAAAAGGAUGAAGAGUGGCGGUUCUCUCAGCGAGAAUGGGAAAAAGUGUGGCACGCUCAAACGCAUAACAUGCACCUCAAGAGUUUGGAUCACAUGGGCAUCCUCGUCAAGUCAACGGACAAGAGAAAUCUGACGGCGAAGCAUCUGGUAGAUGUCAUCAAGACCAAGCACGAGGAGCAACGUCGCGAGCGCAUUCUAAAGGGGAAGGCGCCUCGUCACCAAUUUGUUUGGGAUUUCAAGGACAAGGACGUUGUUCUCGAUCUUUUGCGCCUCAUGAUGCUCUAUAGCAUGCAUAAUGGUCAGCACAGCGGCCAAGAGAAGGAACGCAUCUUGGACUUUUUUGAGACGUUCGUCCCGGCCUUUUUUGAUCUCUCAGAGGACAUCGUCCAGGAGAGAGUCCCAAAGAUGCAACCCGAAUCUGGCGAAGAGGAGAUUGAAGACCAGACGCCGGCUGAAUUGACCAACGGCCGCAGUCGCCGCAAUGGAAAGAAGGGCGAUCUCCUUAGAGGGGUCCUCGACCCUGGCCGAAACGGCAGCAAACCACGAAACCAGAAAGAGGACAGCGCGGCCUCUGGCAGCAAAGAGACCACUCCUGAAGUUGGAUCUGCCAACGAAGAAGAGAUGGCCGAUGUUAAUGACGACGCCGCUGUCACUGAGGUAUCGAAUGAGCGAUGGAUGCCUACUAUUCCUAAGCCAGUGGUCGUUGGUGACAGCGAUAAUGCUCUCCUUGAUGCUGAUGGAGAGCUCAAAGCCGACGGCUUCUUCACUCGCCCGUGGUACAACUUUUUCUGCAACCAGACCAUGUUUGUUUUCUUCAGCAUCUUCCAAACAGUCUACUCUCGACUCCUGGAUAUCAAGGACAGCAAAGACGCUGUUGCUUUUGCGAUUGAUCGACUCAACAAGCCUAAGCCUGCUAGAGAUCUAGGUUUUACAGAGAACCACAUGACAUUCUUUGAUCCCAACGAAGAGCCUUCUAAAUUUUGGCCCAAGACUCUGGAGCUUAUCGAGGACUAUAUUACAGGAGAAAUUGAUGAAAACCGAUACCAAGAUGUCAUGCGGCACUAUUAUUUGAAAAACGGCUGGAAGCUGUACACUAUUCAAGAUCUGCUCAAGACGCUUUGUCGUCUGGCUCUGACCUGCAAGAGUCUGGACGCUAAAGAGAAGACACCAGAUCUCAUUCAGCAGUAUCUGCUGAGCCGAGAAAAAGAAGAGACUAGUUAUCAGACUGAGAUUAGCGCCAGAAAAUUUGCAGAGAAGUGUGUUAAGGAUGGUGAUCUGUUUGUUGUCUGCUGGUUCCCUCAGAAGUCAGAAGCCACCGUCCGAUGGCUCCAGCGGGACGAGACCACUUUCUACAUGGAUGAGAUGCAACUCCGUGAGAGGUGGCAAUAUUAUAUCUCUUCUUUCAUUCGUGUCGAACCUACCGAGGGUGUUGCUCGAUCGAAGAUGAAGAAGGUGGUUCUCACUCGCAACCUACCAUCUGGGGAGUCUGACAACGAUGAGGAUGGCAUCCCUAAGCCGGUAUCAUACAAAGAGAGCCUUACAGUCAGUAUCUGUCUCAAGAGCUCCAAAAUGAUUUGGGCUCCCGGCACCUCCGAGUACUUUGUUUACGACCAGGCUCCAAGGACCAAAGAGCAACGCGAACAUCGCGAGAAGCUCACCAAGGCUACGAGCAGUUUCCGUGAACGAAAGCUUCUUGAGAAGAUGGUGCAUAACCCAGUCUGGGCCAAAGAUAUGAGCCCCGAGGAAGUUCAAGAGCUCAAUGGAAAUUUCCGCAGGUGGAUGGACGAGGGAAUCCCUCCAGCUGGUUCUAAUGAGGACGUGGACAUGGAUUAGGAAAUCUCUCUGGCCGGUUCUAAUGAGGACGUGGACAGGGAUUUGGAAAUCUUUCUGACCGGUUCUAAUGAAGAUGUGGACAGGGAUUUGGACAACCAACCCUUUUUUCCAAUCUUCUGUUUUUGACGUCUUUUUUUUCCCCUCCCAUUCUCUUUUUCAUCCAGAGAAAGAGAAUCAUAUUUGGCAUGCUUCGAGCGGAAUUGGGUUACGCUUUUUGAUUUAUACAUUAUAUCCCCCCUCCCCCAAGUUGGCUGCGACUUCAGUAAACGAAAAGGGAGAAAAAAAAAAAAAAGGGACACCUUUCCAACUUUGGGGACAAAAAGUACAGCAUACGAUGCGAGCACAAAAAAAAUUAUUUGAACAGAAAACUUAACUGGCACGAAGUUCUAAUGGAAUUGAUAUUCGACGCGGAGUAGGUGGUAAAAGGGAGGGUAGGCUGCGUGCUGGUAGUAUAUCUUGCAGCGUACUUUGUUUCUCUCUCUUUCUCUCAUUCUUUUCUAUAUGGGAGUGCUAGUUUCUGUAUUUUACGUUUUGCUUUUGAUUGUUUUUUCCAAUCCCCAGGUACGGAUAUUGGGGAUUUCCUUUUACCCUCUAGUAGCUCUAUGCAGUACUAUAGCUUGAAUUGACGAGGAUUAAGACUAA
Messenger RNA from Trichoderma atroviride IMI 206040, 5644 nucleotides. RefSeq lists its product as uncharacterized. The record is from RefSeq and is a predicted model, not a curated record. Lineage: Eukaryota; Fungi; Ascomycota; Sordariomycetes; Hypocreales; Hypocreaceae. Gene Ontology annotation, cellular component: Sin3-type complex; chromatin. Gene Ontology annotation, molecular function: transcription corepressor activity. Gene Ontology annotation, biological process: negative regulation of transcription by RNA polymerase II.